UCCGUCUUUCAGACAGUCUGUUUUUGCUGCAGUGAACGGUAACCGUGGAGAGGCGCAGAUAGCCUACAAACAGUGGAGGAAAAAGAACGAAGGAAAAAAAUAAAACUAAACAAGGAGAAACAAGAAAUAACGAGGAGAUUAUUCCAAGAAUUAAACAGAGAAGGCGCCGCAGUGGAAAGAAAAAAGCUGCGUAUCAAGAGGAGAGUCAUCAGUGGAGGGGACCUUACUGUAAAGCAGCAAGAGAACCCGGAGGAGCCAGGAGGAGGAAUAUCACGGUGACACUCCAGAGCCUCUCUACCCUCCUGAGCUUUCAGCGAGAUAGGCGGAUCUGUGUGCCAGACCAUGGCCUUCCCAUCAGCCCCCUCUGCUCUAUGGAUUGUCAGCUUAUUGACUGCACUAUUCGCAGCUGCGGUUCACAGCAACAUUGUCAAUGAUGAGGAUCCCCUACAGCCUACGACCUCAGAUGAAACGGUGUCCGUCGGUGGCACGGUAACGUUGACCUGUACGGUGACAGAGACCGACAACUCUUCGCUGCAGUGGUCCAACACUGCACAACAGACUCUGUACUUUGGAGAGAAAAGAGCCCUGAGAGAUAACCGCAUCCAGCUGCUUCGCUCGACUCCCACUGAGCUUGUCAUCACAAUUUCUGAUGUGCAGCUGUCUGACGAGGGCGAAUACACCUGCUCCAUCUUCACCAUGCCCGUUCGUACGGCUCGGGCGACCGUCACUGUUCUAGGUGUGCCCAGUACGCCUCAGAUCUCUGGCUUUGAAAAGCCAGUGCGAGAGGGCGAAAAAGUCACCCUUACGUGCACCAGCACGGGCAGCAAGCCCCCUGCCAAGCUGCGCUGGUACAAAGGAGACACCGAGUUGCAAGGGCGCCCAGAUGUGGUUGAAUCUGUUCCAGACGACCCCACUUACAAUGUGAGCAGUGAGCUCAUCCUGGAGGUGAGUGCCAGCGAUGAUAAGGCCAUCAUCUCCUGUGUCGUUGACCAUGACUCCCUGAAAGAUGAACAGAAGAAGACCGAGCAGGCGCUGCAAGUCUGGUAUGCUCCUAGGGUAGAGAUCUCUCCGGAGGCAAUAGAUGGCAAUAGAAUGGCAAUAGAAGGGCAGGGGUUUGCUCUGCAUUGUAAAGGCCAAGGCAACCCUGAGCCCACCAUCUUCAACUGGGAAAAGGUGGAGGGAGAGCUCCCCCCACUGGCCAAAGCAGAAGGAGCUCUGUUGUCUUUUUCAAUGCUCAACAAAUCAGAUAACGGCAUGUACAUCUGCCAUGCUGGCAACGACAUUGGGAAGGGCAGUGGAAGCUACACACUUGACGUUCAAGAUCCCAAUGAACCCUACUUCCCAACUGCUACCCCUACGUUUUUCCCUCUGCCGAAUUCCCCCAUCCCCUCCUCCAUCCCUGAUGUCUUCCAAGGCUCAGGGUCAGACUCCCCUGACUUCCUCUCCACCUUUUCCCCUGACUCCUCCACUUUGACGUCUGUCAUCUCAUUGACAACCCCACCCUCUUCCACCACCACCCUUUCCAACGUCCUUUUCCCUGACUUGCCCUCCUCCCCUGACUCCUCCUCCCUCCCCCCAUCACCUGUGACUCCUUCCCUUACAUCCCAGACCCCUUCAGUUUCCGUCCAGACGAACGGAGUUAACACUUUCACAGUUGAUGCACGCAACUCAACAGACACAACAGCCCUGUCGAAACCUCCGAACGUGGACCAUGCUGUUAUCGGUGGGGUUGUGGCAGUUAUCGUCUUCAUCCUGCUUUGCCUUCUCAUCGUCCUCGGCAGAUACCUCAUCAGACACAAAGGAACGUAUCUGACCCAUGAGGCCAAGGGUUCCGACGACGCGCCUGACGCCGACACAGCUAUCAUCAAUGCUGAGGGAGGCCACUCCGGAGCCGAAGAAAAGAAGGAAUACUUCAUCUAGAUGGGUGGGGAGACAGAGUGGUGGGAGGGAAUAAAGCUAGGAGGAGGAAAAUAUGGAGGAUUAAGCUGGAGGAGAAAGAGAAAAACCUCCAUUUGUUUUCACAACUCUUCAGUUCUUUACUCUGUUGCAGGAAUGUUAGCAGGGGCAGGGAGGUAAAGAACUGUGGGCAAAGCUUCAACUACCCUCUUUGCAUUGAUACAGGGAAGAGAGAUUUUUUGCACUGACAUUUGGAUGAACUGAAGAUACACAUGACCCACACACAGAAAAACACCCGAUUCACAUCUUUUCUUUCUGCACAGACUUUCUUUCUACUCGUAGAUGCUCAGAUUAACAAAGGCGACCUUCCUACUAACACAUCCUGGUCCACUAUCAAAUCCUCAAGCAUCCCUUUUUUUUUUCCCCAACUGUCAGCGCGGUGAAAAAGAUAAAUUGUAAACCACAUUCCAACAUUUUCAUAACCUCUUUUCUCCCCACACUGCAGGCCAAACUAGGUCUGCCCCCUUCAUGUUCCUGUCCUCAUUUUCUCUAUCCAAACCAUGCAGAAUCCCUUUGAAAAUACGCUUUGGGCAGACACAAAUUCUUGACUGGAAAAAAAAAAACUAUACUCUUUUAUCUUGUUUUAAUGGUUUAAUGCCACCAAACAUCUUCCUGCAGACGAUCAGAUUUUUCCACAACGCACCACCACAAAAACUUGCAAAAACAGCAUUCCUACCUUGCGCUACCAAGCCCAGGGCCUCCAAUAUACAUAUAUAAAUAUAUAUAAAUAUAUAAAUAUAGAGUUAUAUAGCAUUCUUUUUACUUAACAGAAAGCGUUCGGUGUGUUGUAAAUACACUCUCUGUUCUGUUAUUUUUUGCAGUCUGUCAUUCUUCGGCACCCUCUGUCCUCUCUCAUGCAGCCCGUUACUGCCUCACAGUAACUUAUAUACUCAAAAAUAAAGUAGAAAAAAAAAAGCCUGCCUGUUUUUAUUACAUGCGUGAAUAUACAGUUAAAAUGAUCAUUAUCUUUGGGCUAGAAAAAGAUGUAACAAACACAUUGUUGCGAUGAAACCUAACCUGAACUGCAAAUAUUUGUACAAAGAAUGUUUUGUUUUUUUUUUCCUAUUGGUUUAUUUGUGUUUUCUAAAUUUCUUUUUUUGGAUUUUUUUUUUUUUUGUUGGGGGGGGAGAUUGUUGUAUUUCCUGCCCGCGUCUUGUGUUACUGUCAGUGUUAACAGUUUACAGUGUCUGCCUGUAUGUCAGUUAAAAGGUCUUUUGAUUUUGCCAUUUUUAAGUCGUUUCUUUGUCUCUUACUGUGGACAGUUUCUCCCUGUGCUGUCAAACCUUGACCCGUAAUCUGUAGCAAAGUGUCAGCUAAACACACAUUGAGAAAGGUUUUAAUGGACUUUCAUUCCUGUCUUUCAUGUAUGUUUCCCUUCAAAUUGAGCCUGCUAAACCCAACUCUCACCUUCAGAUUGCCUUUCUUGGCAAGACCAUCUGGCUCUGAAUCCAUUGAGUAGGGGCAUCACUGGCUUUCUCUAAGAACCUGCCAUGUUUGCUACUUCAGGGUUGAGAAAAUACUCACAGGACCUAACAGGGCUGUCUACAUGCAUUUCAACUAAGUUCCUGGCAAAAGGAGAGGGGAAAAAAAAAAGAAUGUUCUUGUGUAAGCAGGACUCAUUCGCCAGCUUAGUGAAAGCUUUCCAUGAAUGAACGCAGCUUUAUUAAGGUUGAGACCUAGUCUUGGCAAUAGCGAGCCCCACUUGGCCCAGGCAUGGAAAUUGAUUGCAAUCUAACAAAGAGGCUCUGGCUGCAGGUUGUACUCAUGCCAAGGCUGUGUUGGACGAGCUGGGGGUUUCAGGCUUCUCCAGUCCUCAAGAAAGUCAUUUAGGAAACCUAAUGUCCUCUUCUUCCAACUCCCCCGAUCCCUAACCCCACCCCACUCGUCGAUUUCUUUUCAUACUUUAAUCAAUCAAGCCGUCUGUGUCCUGAUCCACCUUCACCCCGUUUCCCCUCCUCUCGUCACUCCUUCCUUCCCCUCCCCUCCAUUUCCGAUCAAUGUCCAAAAUCUCCUUCCCAGUCUUUUGUCUCCUUGAGAAGGCUACAGAGACAUACAGUAGCUGUGUGGUUAUAGCUCUCUGCGGAACUGAGGGUGUGUGUUGAGGAUGAAUCCGUGAUCAAUUUGCAAACUACCCUUGAAAAUAUUAAUAUAUCAAGUAUUUUCUGCUGCUUAACAGGGUCCUGUUAGUUUUUAUUGAGAGUUGUUGACUGAGAUGUUGCAGAAUUUCAUCCUGUAACUGCCUGAGUUUGUUUCAGACCUUUUUCUGCAAGUCCAAAGACAGGCGGCAGUUAGGUUAUGAGUGUGCAUGAGAAUAUAUCGUCAUCCUUUUCCGUCUCUUUGUUUCAUCCCUGGUCCCUGAUGGACCAGCACCCUAUGCAGGGUGCGCUCUGCCUUUCACCCUGUGAGAACUGGGAUUGGCUACAUCCUAAACAUAUAUAACAGUGGUUCCCCAAACCCUGGUCUCCAGAGUCCCGUGUCCUACAUCUUUUAGAUCAAGAGUUUUCAAACAUUUUCUAACAAAUACUAACUCGGCGAAUAUUAAAGAUGUAAAGUACCAGCAUGCUGACCCACGAUUUUUAGAACAAUAGUGAAUCAGGACUUCUUCACUCUCGUUUGUGAUAAGGGAAUUACUUUUUCAUUCCAUUACGUUCAUAAGAUUUCAUUUUGUGGUUACUAGUUAAAGAAAUAACAGGAAUAACCUCUGAAGUCUGCAGUUUGAGAAAUAAAGUCAGAUGUUUCUCAACACCCUAACCUCAAAAUCCAAUAUAUUUAUGAUCUGUUUAAGGCAAAAAUAAUAAAUGGUUUAUUGCACUUCUGACUGUACUAAUCUCAUUAAAUCUUCACCAAAAUUGUAUAAUGCAACAUCUUAAGUAAACAUAUUCAUUCCAAAGAGACAUUUGAAGAAAAAGUGGUCAGCUUAUGAUGCUUGUAACGAAGCAAGCUACAGUAAUUACUGUCUGAAUUAAUUUACAUUUAUAUAUAAAACAUUUUUUGAUCCGUCAAAGAAAUUCCAAAUUAAGUACAGAUCUGUGAGUGUUAAUAUAUAUAUAUAUAUAUAUAUAUAUAUGAAUAAAUACUAUUAAUUUAGGUGCUGAGCAUGAAAAUUAGCUAAAUAGGACAUACUGUAAGUUGAUUUGAACCAUUAGAUGAUGCAGUCCUCUAUAUAAUCUUUGGUCCAGCAUGUGUUGAAAUUGUAUCAACAAACUCUACUGCAUGUUGGCUUGGAGAGAAUUCAUUGUUUAUCUACAAGUUUAUUUUUGUUUAGAAUAAAAAUCUGAGGUUCUGACUUUUGAUUCCGUGUUAAAAACCUCCCUAUUUAGGCAGGUUCUGAUUGAAGCUAAAAUUGUUGUGUUUGGCUGCGGUGAAUCAGCUAUCAAUUAAAGUUAAUUGACUUCCUAUAUAAAAUCUGAGUACAACCUAGGGUGAUUGAAAGAUCACAGUGCGGAUUAUACCACAUUUUAAGAAGCUUAGUUGUUCUCCUUCACUUGUCCAAACAUUAGAAUAUACUAUUUAUUGUAUAUUUCUUUACAUUUAACAAUUUAACUGUGUUUGUGUUUAAAACUGAAGGGAAUCUGGUCUUUUUUAUGUCUUUGCAUAAAAAAGACCAUAAAUUUUAGGGUGGAUGCUGUUUCAUUACAUUAUUUCUAAUAAUUCAUAGACAAUCAUUGAUCAAAGUUUUAAGAAUAUUAACUUUAAGAAGAAUUAGAUGCUUUUGAUUAAUCUAUAUGUUUAUAUGGCUGAAAUGUGCAAAUGAGGUAUAAUAAUCCUGCUUCCACUAAUGUAAUUGUGUAGAUAACAGGCUUCUUGGGAACUGACAAAUUAAGGAUGGCGUCUUUAAAAGGCUUCAUUCUCGAUCAAGUACUUUUUUAAAAAAGUGUAGGAUAUUUGGCUCUGAGGGUCAGGGAACUGCUGCUGUGUGGGUCACAGUGGGAACAGCUCAUAUAUGAUUGUUUUUGUCAUUUAAAAGUGUCUGUUUCGACUUUUAGUUUCUGUUAUGGUUGAAGAUCAGAGAAUCAGCUCUGUCUCAGAGAGGUUGUUGCACACUUCAAUGACGUUGGCAUUGAAUUGUAUUUAUCCUCAGUCUACUCUAACUCUGCUCAUGCUGGAGAGAGGAAAUACUUGCCUCAUACUUAAAGUAUAAUGUCUUUUUAAAAACUAAUGGACCUGUAUUUGCCUGUAAUUUAGUGUCUGUCUUUUGUCUUAGUUAAUGUGCUAGCAUGUAGCUUGCAUGAGAAAUGGUUGGAAAGUGUAGAUACUGCUGGAGAAGAGAAGUGCCGACAGGCCACUCUCCUGAGACCUAGCUGCUGCCCUCUGUUCUGCAAACAUAACCACGUCCCAGAUAAAUCAGCCAGGAACCGCCUCAGCUCUGCUGACAAAAUAUUAUUAUUUUUUUCUCUUCCCUCCAACACUCCAAUAGGGAAAUCUGCAUUUGUUGCACUGAGGUGUGCUCUCAGUGCAUCUGUUUUUUAGCCUUGGUGCGAUAGUGACUGUCAGCAGGUGCAAUCAAAAGCAUCACUUCUCUUCUCCGUCUUCGAUCAGUUUUAGCAUAACCACCCCCCCACCCCCACCCCCCCAGUCUGUAGGCACAAGAAAACUAGCAGCCUAUAAUGUUCUCUCCUCUUUUUGUAGCAGAAACCAUUUAUUUUAUGUCAGAAUUUUUUAAAAGGCUGUGCAUAAUCAUCAGUGUUUUUACUUUCAGUUUGGUUUAUUAUCUUAUUUUAUUUAGAUUUCCCAAAACUUGAAUGUUAGAAUUGUAGUUUUUGCUUUUAUUUUCCUGUUUCAGCAAUCACUUUUCCAAGUUUUCCUGUAAAUAGUGUUGCCUUUACUGGAAACUCUUACAUGCAGAUCCAUACAAACACCACACACACACAGACACACACUGUGGAUGCAUCAACACACAUAUACAUAAAUAUGCACGGCAGGCGGUCUGCUCCUGUGGUGUAUUUGUACUAAAAUGUGUGUGUGUGUUUGUGUAUGAGUGUGUAUAAAACGACCCAAACAGACUUCAGAGACACCCUUAUUGUGUUGCUUCACAAAAAGAAAUGGUUUUAUUUCUAUGAACAAAGAAAUUCUUUUUUUUCUUUUUUUGGAUGAUAAGUCUUCCUUUCGGGUAAAUAUUCAUGUCACAUGGAAAUAGUGCUGUUGUGUGUGUUAAUUUGUAAAAAAAAAAAAA
Molecule: messenger RNA, 7129 nt
Organism: Cyprinodon tularosa
Lineage: Eukaryota; Metazoa; Chordata; Actinopteri; Cyprinodontiformes; Cyprinodontidae
Gene: cadm3
Product: cell adhesion molecule 3
Exons: 12
Coding region: 343-1920 (525 amino acids)
Biological process (GO): homophilic cell-cell adhesion
Cellular component (GO): presynaptic membrane
Source: RefSeq, a predicted model, not a curated record